AUGCGUCUGCUUGCACGCCUGAGCAUCACGCUGGGCCUGCUGGGAGCGGCAGGCUGUUCGUGUCCGUCCCAGUGCACCUGCGACUACGCCGGCAGCAGCGACGACACGGGCUCGAGGUCAGUGCUGUGCAGUGACCUGGACAUGAGUGAGGUCCCCACCAACCUCCCCGUGGACACUGUGAAGCUCCGCAUCGAGAAGACGGUGACGCGCAGCAUCCCAGCCGAGGCCUUCUACUACCUGACGGAGCUGCGGUCCCUCUGGGUGGCGUACAACGCCGUGGCCAGCGUGCACCCCCGCGGCUUCUACUACCUGCGGCGUCUGCACGAGCUGCGCCUGGGGGGCAAUUCUCUGGCUGCCUUCCCGUGGGCAUCCCUGCUGGACACCCCCCUCCUGCGGACCCUGGAUCUGCACAACAACAGGCUUGCCAGCGUGCCCGCCGAGGCGGUGCAGUACCUGAGGAAUCUCACCUAUCUGGACCUGUCGAGCAACAGGCUGACCUCGCUGCCGCCUGACUUCCUGGAUGGCUGGCCCCACUUGGGGCCGGCUCCUUCCCAAAACCUGGACCUUUCACCGAGAAGAAUUGUCCUCGGCCUGCAGGACAACCCCUGGUUCUGCGACUGCCACAUGGCCACGGUGAUCGAGCUGGCCAAGGCUGCCGAUGCCACGGUGGUGCUGCUGGACCCCCUGAUGGCUUGCAGCGAGCCCGAGCACCUCGCGGGCGUCCUGUUCCAGAGGGCCGAGCUGGAGCAGUGCCUGAAGCCGACGGUGAUGACCUCAGCCACCCAGAUCACGUCUGCCCUGGGCAGCAACGUCCUGCUACGCUGCGACGCCCAAGGCCUCCCCACCCCACGGCUCGCGUGGGCCCGGGCUGGUGGCCAGCCAGUGACCCACACAGCCAUCCAGGAGUCCCCGCGGGAAGGGGCCCGCUGGUCCGUCAUCAGCCUGAUGAACAUCUCGCUCAGCGAUGCCGGGCGUUACAAGUGCACAGCCAAAAACCUGGUGGGGAAGUCGGAGGCCGAGGUCACUGUGGCAGUGGUUGGCGGUGUCACCACGGCCCAGCCUGCAGAGGCUCCGGAAAGCGCAGCUGGUGGCGCCCCCGAGCGGGAGGCCGGGGCUGGGUCCGCAGGAGCGUCCACCGCGCCCCCGGCUGCUUCUCCCUUCACCGACGCCCCUUCGGCCUCGGCCCCGCCGCCCACGGCCGCAGCCGCCCCGCUCCUCCCCGCCCCCCGGUCCACCCUGCAGCCCGGCAGGAGGUACGUGGCCUGCGUCCGGCCACAGGGCGAGCCGCCCCAGCGCGACCAGUGCGUCACCUUUGCCACCCGCAGGGCCGCAGGCGGAGGCCACUCCCACGGGCCGCUAGUCGCGGCUGUCACCUGCGCGGCCUGCGUGGCCGUCCUGGCGCCGCUGGGCUUCCUGCUGUACAGAGCCCGCAAACUGCGGUGCAAGCGCGCGUCUUUCUGGGAAGAGGAUCUGGCCAAAGAGACCUAUAUCCAAUUUGAGACCCUGUCCCCGAGGUCUCAGAGUGUGGGGGAGCUGUGGACGCGGAGGCACAGGGGUGACUCGGAGACACUGCUGCUCUGCUCCUCCAGUGCAGAGCUCAGGCAGCUUUAGGGGCAGGAGGCCCGUUGGGACCACCGAGGCCGGCGACUGGCGCGCUUCUGAAUGCUUUUAAAACUGCUGAGAGGCUUCUGAGCCAGAAAGGCAAAUUAAGUGACUUCUGUGGUGUGGAGGGAAUCCACAGAGAGAAAUUUUAGGAUGGUGCUUAAUAUAGUAAUAAUUUUUAGGAUAAUGUUUUGGUUCUUUAAAAUAGCGUGGGGGUCAGCAGACGCAUAGUGGUUACCUCGCUGGGCUCCCACGUGGCCAGCUGCGGUCGGAGUCUCCAGCUCCGAGACUUGAAACCUGGGAGGACGAUGGCAGGGGAGGGGUAGCAGCGCGACCAUCCCCUCCAGGGAAUGAUUAUCACUUCCCCUCUCAGUCUCUCUCUCCAGCAAGCUGCACACAGCGAGUGCAAGCACGUGCCCUAAGGAAAAAACUUCUUUUAAGAAAAUGAAUGUAAACAUAGUUUUAACAAGUGAACCCUGCAUUUAAAAAGACAUUUUUUUCGAGCAGUGAAGAAGGAGUCAACCAAGCCUGGACAUCCCAGUCCGAAAUGCUUACGGUGUUCGCUGUGAACACCCAGCGUGGCUGGCGGGGGAGCAGGAGCGUUCAGAAAGUGGCGUUCAUGGAGACUGCGUCACGGGGUCAGAGGGAGCAGGCUGUCAUUCGUCACAGCCGAGAACCGGCCCACGCAGCCAGGGGCAUCUCCCCGCUCAGGAAAAAAGUGUUCGCCAAAAUAAGUGUGAAGAGGACUGUGGCGAAUUCGGCCACUUCUAAGAAAGUGGGACUAGUACAUUUUUUUAAAAAAGAAUUAUUUUAUUUAUUUAUUUGUUUGUUUUAAUUUGACCAGAGAGGGAC
Molecule: messenger RNA, 2454 nt
Organism: Tupaia belangeri chinensis (Chinese tree shrew)
Lineage: Eukaryota; Metazoa; Chordata; Mammalia; Scandentia; Tupaiidae
Gene: LRIT3
Product: leucine rich repeat, Ig-like and transmembrane domains 3
Exons: 5
Coding region: 1-1611 (536 amino acids)
Molecular function (GO): protein binding
Source: RefSeq, a predicted model, not a curated record